Messenger RNA from Stylonychia lemnae, 1563 nucleotides. Lineage: Eukaryota; Ciliophora; Spirotrichea; Sporadotrichida; Oxytrichidae. The record is from the annotation of a GenBank genome assembly.
AUGAUAUCUUUGAAUGAUAGUUUCACAAGUUCACCUCUAAGCCUCAUUGCUUAACUCGAAAAGAAUGGGAAAACUCAUUAAUCCAAAUUGAACAAAACAACGCUUUCUAACUACAUUCUUUCAAUAUCAUUAAUGAAAAACAUCACUCUUAGAUUCGCAAAUUUUAAAUUAUAUUAGACUGAAUCGAUGGCUUAAAUUUCAAGAAUAUUGGAGCUAGAAAGUAAGUAUGGACUUAAUUCUUCAAACCCUGAGGUGGGAGUGAGCUUUUUAGUUAACUAGCAUAUAAAAGAGAUCUUAGAUAAAUAUAGCGAUUUCCAAGAAGUUUUAAGAUUAACUUUUACUAAGGAGUUCAAUAAGAUGAUUCUGGCUUGUAUCUUCAUGCCUUUUCUACAUUAGGAAACUCCAAUUAUAAUUAGAAUCCAAAAAUCUGAACUGAAGCUGGAAUUUCUAAGGCCAAAUCCAGAUCUAAUUCAAACUAUUCUGAAAGUUAGAUAAGAUAUAAUAGAUGGAAUUACUAAAUAAUAAGCUAAUAGCUAUAUGAGUAACUCAAUCCUCAAUAGUAAGCCUAUGGUGGGAAUACCAGAAACUGAUCCAUUCAACGAGGACGAUGAAGAUUAAAUAACUAUUGAGAGAUCGAUUGAUACCGUCUAAAACCCAAAUAAUAUAUCUAUUGUAACAAAUAAUAACAUCAAUCUAAAUAAGCUCAAGACUAAAUCUAAAAUAGAGAAUGCAUAUUCUGAUUUUGAUGGGUAAUCAUCUUAAAAUGAAUUUAGCAGACAUGAUAGUAAAAUAGAAAAUGAACAGUAAAAGCAGAUACUUGCCGCUUCGCACUUCACCAACACGAGGUAAUCCUUUUAUCAGUCAAAUAAUCAAAAUAUUACUCCUGUAAACAGAGGAAGCAUAUCGUUAUCAAAGCCUAAAUCUCAAAGUAUGAAUCAGAGAGGUAGAAGAAAUAUAACUCAUUACAAUAUCUAUGGCACUUAGCCUCCGUAGCAAUUGAAUUAAAGCUCAGUUAAUUACUAUUAAACUUAGCCAAAGGAAGUCGAUAGUAAAUUCAUUCUAAGAUACUCUCUUCAGUCAAAUGAUCAGUAGAAAAUAACUCUGAACAGUGAAAACAGCGUGAGAUCACCUAAACUAUCACAGUCAAAGGAAACAACAAGCAAACCUACUAAUUUGACUACUGGUAGACUUUAUCAGAAUAUUGCAACACAAUAAGUUUAUGCUUAGAGACUCUAGCAAAGAAGUGAAUAGAAGGAAAAGUUUUAUGCUGAUUAGCUAGUCAAGAAAUAUUAGAGUGACCCAAUAACCAAUUUGAAAAUGAGAAAUGAAAUUGAAAAUAGAAUAACCUAGAUUUUGGAUUCAUCAGCCAAUAACUUUUCAAUGAUAUACAAUCAUCCAAAAUUGCUAAAUCAGUUUCUUGCUAAAGAAAGGUCUAACUCAUAUGGAGCUAGAUCUAAAAAUUAGUAAACAAGGAAUACAAUGAAUGCCAUUAAAAGCCCAUUUAGAAACCUUAAUCUUUUGUCUCAAUAAAACAUGAGACUCAAUUAAGGUAGCAUAAGUUGA